AAGCUAAACUGGGGGUAAAUAAGUAAUUUAAAUAAUACAUUAAGAGGAAUUGCGUACUUCGUAAUUUCGUAUCACUCUAGGAUAACGCGCACAUAAACGUGGCAGCAUCAGCUUCAAGCCUUCAACUGCUAAGUUUUUCUAACACCAUGAAAAUGGCGGAAAAAAGCUCAAAAAUACAGAGUUGAAUGGCGACUCUCACCACCACUAGUUUCCUUCCUCUCCAUUCUUAUUAUCAUUCACACACUAAACCUCGAUGCUUUCGAGUCGGAUUUUUCUCUCUCCUCGGACGACAGCGUACAGGGUACAUCGUUCCCCACGCAAUCCGGAGCCCUAAAAUUGAUGUUAAGCCUCUAAAAUUUGACGAAGACGAUAAUGGCGGCAGAAAUUAUCGAAGGAAAAGUGAUCGACAAUUGAAGCAGCAACGAUGGUGGUCUGAUGAUGAUGAAUUAGAAGUAGAAGAAGAAGAAGGUGUUGAUACUGAAGUUUGGGGUGGGAUUUUGGAGCAAGCUGUUGAUAGUCUUUGGAUUCUUCGGGUAUUCAAAUCUUAUGGUUGGUUUACACCUAUCAUCCUUUCGUCACUUGUUAUAGCAACAGGACCAAAAGCCUUCCUCAUGGCUUUCUCACUCCCCUGUGGACUGUCACUGCUCAUCUUUGUGUUCCAAAAGCUUCAGGAAUGGCUAGUACGCAUCUCUAAACCUCAUCAAAGGCGUAAAAGAAGGUCAAAAUAUACCCGAAAAACGGUGGAUGAUCAAGAUCAAAGUGUGGAGGGUAAAAGGACCAAGAAAAGAGAUUACAGUGACUCUGACAAUAGAGUCAAUGUGAACAACUUUGGUGGCUGGGAUGAUUUGGUUGGAGAUUCUCGAGAAAUUGGCAGACUGGAGACAUUGAUGGAGAAACAGAGGCUGAGUAGGUCAGUUAAGGACAGAGAUUUGCCAAUGCUGUUGAGAUUAUUGAUCGCAGUUUUCCCUCCUUUGGCAUCAUGGACUAAGUUGAUGUAACCAUUUUGGAAUUUCAGAUAACACAGAUUGAAUGAAUCAAAGUAGCCAUUCAGCUAAUAGUUACACCAACUAUUGUUGUUGUAAACAUAACUAGGAAUCAAGUUUAUAUUGUAUUCAUUGAUGCUUGGAAUACAAUCUCUGUCUUGUUUUAA
Messenger RNA from Spinacia oleracea (spinach), 1150 nucleotides. RefSeq lists its product as uncharacterized. The record is from RefSeq and is a predicted model, not a curated record. NCBI's taxonomy places the organism in Eukaryota, Viridiplantae, Streptophyta, Magnoliopsida, Caryophyllales, Amaranthaceae. Bases 186 to 998 code for a protein of 270 amino acids. The transcript is spliced from 2 exons.